Saccoglossus kowalevskii is the source of this 1110-nucleotide messenger RNA. Its product is annotated as CUE domain-containing protein 2-A-like. NCBI's taxonomy places the organism in Eukaryota, Metazoa, Hemichordata, Enteropneusta, Harrimaniidae. The record is from RefSeq and is a predicted model, not a curated record.
UUUCUGUGUACGUUGUGUAAGCGGGACAUUCAGUUCUUUGUUGUGGCUAGUUAGCUGCUAAAAUCGAAAGACAUUUCGUCCCACUAGCUGCCUGGCAUCCGUAAAAGGUUCUAUAAUUGUCCCAAGCAAAGAUUGAUAAUUUCAUCCUUGGGGUAAACUAGAAUGGAUAAAGAAGAGAUUGUUAGAAAUGCAUUGUCAGAAUUCUUACAAAGUAACUCAGGAGCUACCUCAAUCAGCACAAUUGAUGACAUUGUUUUAAGUUAUUUAGUUAGUGUUUUAGAAGAUUUAGACACAGAAGAUGAAUUUGAUGUUGAUGAGUUCACUGAGAUGAUGGAAGCAUACAUUCCAGGGUUUGCAGAUAUCAACAGUGCUCAAAUCUGUGAGUGGAUGUUUGAACUUGCAGAAAAACUAUCAGGGCACAAUGAGAAAGAGAAUACUCCUCCAAGUACUGAGGCGCAAAGGUUUAAUCAUAAAGAAAUUCCUGAUGCAAGUACCUCAACAGAAUGCAGUGGAACACUUCAAGAGCAAAAUACCUCACUAGAAAACACAGCUGACUGUGAGAGCACAUUACACACUAAAUCAUUUACAUGUAUACAGGUUCCAGACACCCCUGAUGAUGCAAUAAGGAUUUUACUAGAAAUGUUCCCAGCAUGCACCACUAUUGAAGCACAGCAUUGUUUAUCUGUAACCCAUGGCAACACAGAUGAUGCAGCUCAGCUCAUCUUACACAGACAAGAAGCAGGAGAUGAUGAUGACACAAUUACCAUGACAAGACAGGAGCAUCAACCGGGAAGAAAAUGUCAACAAGUUGAAAAAGAUGAUAAACAAGUAAAAGAUUCAAUUUUAAAAUAUGCUUAUAUUGGAUGUGAUGAAGAUGAUAGAGAGCAUAACCCAGCACAACCUAAGUGGGAGGGUAAAAAAAUGGUACGUUACCGGGACAACCAAGUUGUAAGUACAAAGGGUGAGCGGUUCCACGAUGUGAAGAAGAAUGAUACUGAUGAGAUGAAGAAAACUUAUAUCAACUUAAAACCAGCACGACAGUACAGAUUCCAUUGACUACUUUCAGUAAAUAACUUUUCACCUAGUCCGGCACGGCAGUACAGAUUCCAU